UACACUUCUCACCAGAGCCACGGGAGACCAAAAGAGUAACUUCGGUCAAUUAGUUUAACUUUGACUAUAAAUAUUCCUUCUCAUCCCUUGUGACCCUGUUAACAGCUCCGCUGGCAAACCCCGAUUCUCUGGCAAUAUUUAAGCUGCCUGUCAGUUGGCAGAGCCCUGGUGGUGCCCGGCGCGGGGAGCAGAAUAAGACCCAGCUGAGCACAUUAGAGGAUAAGCAUGCCAGUAAAAACUCGGCAGCAGCCAAGACACAUUGGCUCUUAAGGAGGUUUAUGCACCGGGACCAAGGAGUGCCCAGCCUGCCUGAGAAGCCAUGGAGCCCACCAGCAUCCCCCCGGCCUCGGUGAGCCCCUCGUGGGACGCGUUUCCCCAGCAGACUCUGGAGCCCGUCGACAUUGCUGUGCUCGUGCUCUACUUCCUCUUCGUCCUGGCAGUCGGGCUGUGGUCCAUGUGGAAGACGCAGCGCAGCACCGUCAAAGGCUAUUUCCUGGCCGGAGGACAGAUGGUCUGGUGGCCUGUGGGAGCAUCCCUGUUCGCCAGCAAUGUUGGAAGCGGCCACUUCAUCGGCCUGGCUGGGUCGGGAGCUGCCUCGGGAAUUGCUGCAACAGCCUACGAGUGGAACGGGAUGUUCUGUGUCCUGGUGCUGGCCUGGCUGUUCCUGCCCAUCUACAUCGCAUCGGGGGUCACCACCAUGCCCGAGUACUUGAGGAAACGUUUCGGAGGCAAAAGGAUUCAGGUGUUCCUGGCAAUUCUCUACUUGUUCAUCUACAUCUUCACCAAAAUAUCAGUGGACAUGUACGCCGGGGCCCUGUUCAUCCAGCAGGCCCUGCACUGGGACCUGUACAUCGCCGUGGCGGGGCUGUUGGCCAUCACUGCCAUCUACACCGUGUCGGGUGGCCUGGCAGCCGUGAUCUACACCGAUGCUCUGCAGACCCUCAUCAUGCUCAUCGGGGCCGUCACUCUCAUGGUCUUCAGCUUUAUUGAAGUCGGUGGCCUGGAAGGUUUGCAGACAAAAUACUUCAGUGCCAUUCCCAGCACCCGCAAGGAGAACAGCAGCUGUGGCUUGCCCAGGGAAGAUGCUUUUCACAUCUUCAGAGACCCUGUUAACUCUGACCUUCCCUGGCCAGGAGUUUUGGUGGGAAUGACCAUCCCAUCCCUGUGGUACUGGUGCACAGACCAGGUCAUUGUUCAGAGGUCCCUCGCUGCCAAAAACCUCUCCCACGCCAAAGGAGGCUCCUUGAUGACCUCCUACUUGAAGAUUUUGCCCCUCUUUAUGAUGGUAAUGCCAGGCAUGAUCAGCAGGGUUCUCUUCCCAGACCUGGUGGCUUGUGCAGAUCCGGAAAAUUGCCAAAAAAUCUGUGGCAACCCCUCUGGCUGUUCCGAUAUCGCUUAUCCCAAGCUGGUGUUAGAGCUUCUGCCUGUAGGACUCAGGGGCCUGAUGAUGUCAGUGAUGAUAGCAGCUCUCAUGUCCUCCCUGACUUCCAUCUUUAAUAGUGCCAGCACCAUCUUCACCAUGGACCUCUGGAAACACUUCCGUCCGCGUUGCUCCGAGUGGGAGCUCAUGAUCGUCGGCAGGGUCUUUGUGCUGCUGCUCACCGUGAUCUCCAUCCUGUGGAUCCCCUUGGUGCAGGCUGGCCAGGGCGGGCAGCUCUUCAUUUACAUCCAGUCCAUCAGCUCCUACCUGCAGCCGCCCGUGGCCGUGGUGUUCAUCCUGGGCUGCUUCUGGAGAAGAGCCAACGAGAAGGGCGCCUUCUGGGGGCUGGUGGUGGGGCUGCUGCUGGGCCUCGUUCGGCUGGUGCUGGACUUCAUCUUCCCCGAGCCCCGGUGCGGCGAGGCCGACGCCCGGCCCGGCCUGGUGAAGUACAUGCACUACCUGUACUUCUCCAUGGUGCUGGCGGCCGUCUCCACCCUCACCGUGCUGCUGGUCAGCGUGGCCACCGAGCCCCCCGCCCCCGAAAUGAUAAGUCGGCUCACCUGGUUCACGCGUGGGGACCCACCGCCCAAGCAAGACCUGGCAGUCGGCCCCUGCCCCGGCGACGCCGAGCGCCCCGUUCUCCAGCUUGAGCUAAACAUUGCCUCUGGCAGUAGUGCAGAGGAGAAGAAAUGUGCAACUGAGGCCAAAGGCAGCUCGAAGCUGAUGAGCACCUUCCUGUGGCUCUGUGGGAUGGAGCGCAGGCAGGAGAGCACCGAGGGCACAGCACCUCCCAAACCUGAGCCCCUGCCCGUGGCUUCCCUGGAGGAGAAGCCGCUGGUGAAACACAUCCUCAACAUCAACCUGCUCAUCUGUCUGUGUGCUGGGGUCUUCCUCUGGGCAUACUUUGCAUAGCCAGGGGGAUGCAAGUCCAGAUGACAUCAACUAAUUUUAAUUGGUGUAAAUAUUAAUAACUAGCAGAGGGUUAAUGUAAUUCUUAAUGCUUUCUAAAUUUUAUUUCUUUUAUUUAAGAAGACAGAUCCUUCUUCCUAAUCCCUUCCUUAUUUGUAAUGGGGGCCUGGCUUUGACCAGGGCUGAGUGCUUGGCACCAGCACUGUCAGACCCCAAUUGGCCCCAAACAGCUGAGGAAGGUUUGGUUAUUUUAAAUAUUUAAAUUUGCUCUUUGGCCUUAGAGCAGUGCCUGGAAUUCAGGAAGUCUGGAUUCUUUUCCUAUUUAUGCCUCUAUAACCAGCUACAACCACUUGGGUCCCCUUUGGUUCAGCUUCUCCAGCCUUGAGGGGCGAGUGACAGCUCUGAGUGCCCAGAGGAGAGGCCAAGGGCCUUGUCCACGCUCUGCUGUAUCUCACUGGCUCAGCUGUGCCCGUUCAGCCUCCUCCCUGUGUGCACUGAGCACCGAGGGGCCCGUCCUGGGAGCUCCUGCUGAGUUACUGUUGCUCGUGGUCUGACGGUGACACCGACCAACACCAGCACCCAGCGUGGAAACUGCCCCAAAACUGCCUCCAGGGGCACCUGAAGGACCUAGACCAGCCCAAACCCAGCAGCUGCUGCCAGGGCAGGGGUGCCCAGCAGCAGCCCCUCAUUGCCUGGGCCCCCCCAGCUGUUCUGGGAGCAAUCCAACAGAGAGCCCUGGGCCAGGAGCACCAACCCCUGUCCUGGCCCCUGGUCCGGGGCAGCCUGGGCAGGAGGGGGACGAGUGCCCUGCUCCCACCCUGGGGCCUUGUGUAGCUGCAGAUAAACUUAAUAAAGAGUGAGAGCUGCUCCCUGCCUGCCUCAGUCUGUG
Neopelma chrysocephalum (saffron-crested tyrant-manakin) is the source of this 3218-nucleotide messenger RNA. It is a transcript of the gene SLC5A11, whose product is annotated as solute carrier family 5 member 11. The transcript has 17 exons. Gene Ontology annotation, biological process: transmembrane transport. The record is from RefSeq and is a predicted model, not a curated record. Bases 320 to 2332 code for a protein of 670 amino acids. NCBI's taxonomy places the organism in Eukaryota, Metazoa, Chordata, Aves, Passeriformes, Pipridae. Gene Ontology annotation, molecular function: D-glucose:sodium symporter activity. Gene Ontology annotation, cellular component: plasma membrane.